AUGGAAAAUCAGCAUUUUAACGAAGACUCUGCACUUGAGAUCUUUCACAGCAUUGAAACAGAAGAAUUAAAGCCAAAGAAACUCAGGAACAGCUUCAAAUGAGAAAUAACUUACAGAAAUCCUGGUGGAGUUAUAUUAUUGAGCACUCACCUAGUCCCCUCAAAAGAAUUCACAGCAUUCAAGAUGAUCCAGCUCCUAGAUAAAAUUAUUAUACAGCCAUCUUAUCAGAAAUUUAAUUAG
This is a messenger RNA of Blepharisma stoltei, 240 nucleotides long. The record is from the annotation of a GenBank genome assembly. NCBI's taxonomy places the organism in Eukaryota, Ciliophora, Heterotrichea, Heterotrichida, Blepharismidae.